AUGAACGGCUGCCAAAUGUUUCACACUGAGUCAGCAACACUCAAGCCGCCGGCACCAGAAUGGUCAAGCGAGCAACUGAAGUGGUUAGAGGACCAGAGAGCCAUGUACUCGUUAGCCCACCAAUAUGAUGACCUCUUGGAAUUCUGGCCAUCGUUGUUCAACAUUUUUUUUGCUUUGUGGCCAGAGUGUCAGGUCUUGUGGCCGAUCAUUCUGGAGUCCCAGGUCCUCACCACUGAGCAGCAACAUUCCUUAUUUCAGGCGGAAGAACAGCGCAAACUCCGCAUUAAAGCUUGGAUCGAACACAAGCGGACAAACUCUGCUGUACCACUUACCAUAAUGUCUGUGUCUGCAGAUGACCACCAAAUGGUCUUGCAUUUUGAGGAGCCGUUUGAGGAAGCAUUCAACCGUUGUUGGAAGAAUGUCACACAUGUUGAGCUCGCCGAUAUGGACAGCGAGGCAGAUAUCAACAAAGAAGCGUAG
This is a messenger RNA of Suillus plorans, 480 nucleotides long. RefSeq lists its product as uncharacterized. NCBI's taxonomy places the organism in Eukaryota, Fungi, Basidiomycota, Agaricomycetes, Boletales, Suillaceae. The transcript is spliced from 3 exons. The record is from RefSeq and is a predicted model, not a curated record. Bases 1 to 480 code for a protein of 159 amino acids.